This is a messenger RNA of Verruconis gallopava, 1742 nucleotides long. Its product is annotated as deoxyhypusine synthase. Gene Ontology annotation, biological process: peptidyl-hypusine biosynthetic process. The coding region runs from base 294 to 1379 and encodes 361 amino acids. NCBI's taxonomy places the organism in Eukaryota, Fungi, Ascomycota, Dothideomycetes, Venturiales, Sympoventuriaceae. The record is from RefSeq and is a predicted model, not a curated record. The transcript is spliced from 2 exons. Gene Ontology annotation, cellular component: cytoplasm. Gene Ontology annotation, molecular function: deoxyhypusine synthase activity.
UUUCAACUCGUCGCAGGCCCGCACACGGCACGUCGCCUCGAAUUGUCUGCUGGGCGGACGGCCAUUCCCCCCAUGGCUGCUUUGUGGCUUAGGGGUUCCUUGCUUCCAUGCGGGACAGCGAUCGGUUCCACACUUCUUCUAGAACGCUGCCGCCAAUCAGCGCUCUCAAAAAUUCUCCCAUCUUUGCUGCCCGGCCUGAUCAGACUGCCUGAGCUCAACAAAGGCACUCGGAGGCAUACACAGCACACCGCAGACGCUGAGCGGCGACGGCAGACGACGCGUGGCGCAAAAUCAUGGCGGCCGCAUCUGAAAACGGCCUGCCACCGAAUGGGGCUCAGGAUGCCGUCUUAAAACCGUCAGAAUUUUCAACGGAGGGUGCGCGAGAGAUAACUGGUGUGGAUUUCAACCAGUAUGCGGACCGAAACAUCACAGUAGCAGAGUUGGUCGACAGCAUGACCACUAUGGGCUUUCAAGCCACGUCGAUCGGGGACGCCGUCAAGCUCGUUAACGAGAUGAGAUCAUGGCGCGACCGGGAGACGGGAGACAAAGCAACCGUAUUCCUGGGCUACACGUCGAACCUGAUAUCUUCAGGUCUUCGGGACACGCUGCGCUACCUCGUCCAGCAUAAGCACGUGUCUGCCGUCGUCACCACGGCCGGGGGCGUCGAAGAAGAUCUCAUCAAAUGUCUCGCGUCGACGUAUCUUGGAUCUUUCACGAGCAAGGGCGCUGAACUGCGCAAAAAGGGAAUCAACAGAAUUGGCAACCUUGUUGUACCCAACAACAACUACUGCGCCUUCGAAGACUGGGUGAUUCCCAUCCUUGACAAGAUGUACGAGGAGCAGGAAGCCGCCAAGGGAAGCGAGGGUGAGUUUUCGUGGACACCAAGCAAAAUCAUCCACCGGCUGGGGAAGGAGAUCAACGACGAGAGAAGCGUGGCGUACUGGGCGUGGAAGAAUGACAUCCCCGUCUUCUGCCCAGCACUGACGGACGGAAGUCUGGGCGACAUGAUGUACUUCCACACGUUCAAGACAUCGCCAGGCCAGCUACGCUUCGACUUGAUCGAGGAUCUAAGGAAGAUCAACACGAUGGCCGUCCGGGCCAAGGCCGCAGGCGCCGUGAUUCUGGGUGGAGGAUUGGUCAAGCACCACAUCAUGAACGCGUGUCUGAUGCGAAACGGAGCGGAAUGGGCGGUCUUUGUCAACACGGCGCAGGAGUUUGAUGGAAGCGAUGCCGGCGCUCGGCCAGACGAAGCAGUCAGCUGGGGGAAGAUCCGCAUUGACGGAGAGAGUGUGAAAGUGUAUGCUGAGGCGACGGUUGCCUUCCCACUCAUCGUUGCGGGCACAUGGGCCAGAGUGGAUGAGAAGAAAGCUAGUUCAUGAACCGGGGGACGUAGGUCCACGGGCAGCGCAAAGGUUGUGCACUGGAGAUUGCCCACCGGAGGCUGCUCACGUUUCGAAGGUCAUGUGUUGGACGACGAGGCGUAUGUGGGCAAAUACAUGUCUAUGCAUAUUUGUAUGCGCAUAUGUAGGUACAAGAGAAGAAGCUUGCGCUGGGAUCAUGCACGGGGGGGGGGGUUGUGGAAUGGCGCCUUGUGGACGCCAAGAGAAUCCACGACGUGGUAAGGGGAGCGAUGUGCAAGAGUUUAUGUGGAGCUGGAACGGAGUAGUCAGAUGCAGAAACACGCCAACGAAGUGGCCACGCUUCUCACCUUUGCGGCCGUCAUGUGGACCGCGUUUGCGAUG